Cottoperca gobio is the source of this 9779-nucleotide messenger RNA. It is a transcript of the gene cspg4, whose product is annotated as chondroitin sulfate proteoglycan 4. Gene Ontology annotation, biological process: anatomical structure morphogenesis. The record is from RefSeq and is a predicted model, not a curated record. Bases 1 to 7026 code for a protein of 2341 amino acids. NCBI's taxonomy places the organism in Eukaryota, Metazoa, Chordata, Actinopteri, Perciformes, Bovichtidae. The transcript is spliced from 11 exons.
AUGGAGAAGGCUCUGUUCACCCAGGGUCCGGUGGUCGGUCCUCCGUGGCAGGGACAGGAGGUUGGCGUCGGAGGAACGGAGGGUGCACGAGGGACUGUGGUGAUGGAGCAGGUCGAAUCCUACUUUGGGGACAGCUCCUGCAAUUUACAAGCCUUCCAAGAUGUCUCCACCUUCCGCCUGUCACUACAGAUCAAGACGAGUCGGAGAAGUGGGCUGCUGUUACUGGCUGCAGGAAUGGAGGACUACUUGUUCCUUGAACUCCUAAAUGGGAAAAUACAGGCACGGAUGAAUUUAGGGGCUGGCGAGGUGACACUUUCCUCAAUCCAAGGACUACAGCUGAACAACCUUCUGGACCACAAAAUCUCACUCACACUGCAAGAUGGCAGUCUCAACAUGACAAUUGAUGAUCUCUUCCCGACAUAUGUUCCCGUGGAUGACGACGGCGAACAGCUUAAUAUUGACCAGGGUAUUUGGCUUGGAGGAACAGGAGACCUGGAUGCUCCCUACCUCAGCAAUGCCAUUCCCCCUUUUCGCGGCUGCAUGACUCAGGUCAAAUUUGAGUCCCACCAGUUUGAUAUCCUCAGUUCAGUGUUUAAACAAUGCCACGACACAAAGGAAUCCUGUAGCAGUGAGUUUGAGGCUGGUGAUGGGGAGGCAACAAGUUUCAGCACUCCUGACUCCUUUGUGUCCUUUCCCACCUGGAGCGGGGCUAGUGGUUCUCCAAGGGCCUUAGAAGUCCUCAUGAAAACCACCAUCGAGGAUGCAUUACUUGUUUUCCACCCUGGCCGAGAGUCGGACUUUAUAGCUAUUGGUGUUGUGAAAGGCUAUCUCAAAGGUAUGCUGGACCUCGGCGAUGGCUUGAAGGUACUGGAGAAUAACGAGGUGCAGCUAGAUGAUGAUCAGUGGCAUAGAAUUAAGGUCCAAGUCAGUCAGGAUUCUUUUGUCAUGAAUGUAGAUAGCCAGUCUUCCUCCCUCCCUCUUGACUCAUCACAAAAUUUGGACUUGGUUGGAAACUUGUAUUUAGGAGGCAUCCAAGGGAAAAUGAAGGAUGUCUUUCGUGAAAGCGGGUCUUUAAAUCACGUAGAGGAGGAAAUGACCGCCGAAUCAUUCAUUGGUUGUUUGGGGGAAAUCAAAGUAAAUCAGAAGGAUAGAAGCCUGCAGGAUGCUUUGGUGACUAAAGAUGUUCAUGUUAAAUGUGAAGGAGAGGACUAUGACUAUUCAAGUUACUAUGACACAGAUGCAACUACAACUUCUCCACCAGUUCGCAUCCGAUAUGUUGAUUUGGACAUCAAAGACCAGCAUUGCUACCCAACAGAUGACACGCCAGAGAUAUUCAAAAACGUAACAAAGCUUCUUGACGUCACCCCAUUGCUUGUGCCUGAAGGUGGGGAAGCUUUAAUUGAUAUCAACAACCUUUUCCCUACAUUCGACCUCAGUGCUGCAGGAAUGCGUCAGUCUCAGAUAAUCUUUACCCUCCAGAAUGAUCCCUGGUAUGGUUUGAUUGAUCUGAACACUAACACAAGACGCACACAGAAGUUCACUCUUCUCGAUGUUGUCAAUCAGAAAAUAAAGUACAUGCAUGAUGGAAAUGAAAGGCAUGAAGAUCAAAUCCAGCUGCAGGUGGUUGCUGAAAGUAACGGCUACCUUCCAGAAUGUUUAAAAACCCCUCAGGAGUAUGUCCUCCGAGUUGAAAUUCUUCCCGUCAAUGAUAUACCACAACUUGGUGGAGGAGAAAUCACAAUCACAGAAAAUGGCAGAACUCGUUUGAGUCCCAGCCUUAUCAAAAUCACGGAUUCUGACACCCGCUGUGAUGAAUUAGUAGUAAGCGUAACCUCAGAGCCUUCUGUGGAAAUGGGUUUCUUAGAAAAUGGUCAGCAGCCAGGAAGAAGCAUCUCAGAGUUCACUUGCAGGGAAUUGAAAGAUGGAAAUAUCUAUUUCGUACACAGAGGGGGUAGUGCUGCUGAAAUUACCUUGGAGGUGUCUGAUGGACAAUCAGUAAGCCAUUCAACUACCUUUAAGUUAUCUGUGACACAGCCACAUAUGACUAUUGUCACCAACACUGGCCUUCUCUUGUCACAAGGAAGCAACGCAUCCUUAGGUGUUCAAAAUCUUGCUGUCAUCGCUCAUCCUCGUAAUGGAGAUAUUAUGUAUAACAUCACAAAACCUUUGAUAUUUGGAGAACUACUGAUGAUGAUAAGUGAUGGAAUGUACAAGCAGGUUACAACUUUCCAUCAAUCCGAUCUGGAUCAAGAUCGCCUAAGAUACGUCAGCACAGACUCCAGCGACCAGGAAGAUAUUGUGAGCGAGCGGUUUCAGUUCGAUGUCCAUCUGGGGCAGUUCUCCCUCUGGAACAACACCUUCUUAGUCAAGAUCAUCCCAGCACAGGUGAAAGUUUCUAACAUGGUUCCACUGGAGAUGGAGUCCGAGCAAGAGCAAACAAUCGGACCCACAGAGCUUCAAGCCGAAGUAAAAGGGAAAAACCCAGAUCCUCAAACUGUGAAAUACAUCCUUGUCAAGUCUCCAACACUUGGUAGUCUGCAGUUGUCAGACAGAGAGUUGGCUGUGGGGGACGUCUUCACACAGAAGGACAUUUUGGACAGUACAGUUAGCUACAGAGUGCGUGUGCAAAGAGCUGUGGAUAGUACAGACCAGUUCCAGUUCAGAGUUCUUGCUGAUGAUCAGUACUCCCCUCUAUACACCUUCCCAAUUAACAUCCUCGGUACUGCAGAUGCUCCUGUUUUGACCAAUGAGAAGCUGGUUGUCUUGCAGGGUGGUGAGCACACUGUGAACAAAGACUAUCUUUGGAUGCAUUCUCCAGGUUCUACAGAUUUUGUGUACCGAGUCACACAGAAUCCAAAGUAUGGUCGAUUGAUAAGGGACUCCCCGGUUGGCAUGCCUAGAUUUGAGGGGGCAAUAAGAGUAUUUAGCAAUGAAGACCUCCAUUUUGAAAGGCUUAUUUACAAGCACGAUGGCUCCAAGACAAGCAGUGAUGAAUUCCAUUUUUCAGUAUUUGAUCAAGGAGUGGAAAAUUCCGACAAUGAAGAAACCGUGAGUGGGGUUUUCAGAAUAUCUAUCCAAUCCAAGAACGAGCAUGCUCCUGAGAGGGUUGUGGACAAAUUCCUCAAUAUAGUCCGCCACGGUCAGCGUCUGCUAACAACUGAUGUCAUCCAGUUUAAGGACGACGACUCAGGUUUCAAUGACACCCAAAUUGUCUACGCUCGUGAGGGGAUCCUCUCAGGCAACAUCGUCUCAACAUCUAAUCCCUCGCAGCCCCUUUUCCGUUUCACACAAGCCGACCUGCGAGAUAAGAACAUCCUCUUCAUUCACCAUGGAGCAGACCGGGAACGCUUCUCACUGCAGGUGUCAGAUGGCUUCCACAAGACCACUGCACUGCUUGAGAUCCAGGCAGGUGAGCCCUACCUGCGAGUAGUAAACAACACAAUGAUUGUCAUCGACCAUGGAAGCACCAAGACCCUUAACACUACCCUGUUGAGCGCUGACUCCAACAUGGACAUCAGAGACGACAGUGAGAUCAAGUUCCAGGUCACAUCGCCACCCGGCGACGGCAGGAUUAUUGUGAGUGGGAUUGAGGCUUCAGAGUUUACCCAGGAGGACCUGAAAAAAGGCGUCGUCUCAUAUGAGCAUAAUUAUGAGAGUCUGAGGUCCAAGGACUCCUUCAGCUUCGCCGUCCAAGCAAGAGGACAUUCGGAAGAGGGCAUAUUCAGGAUAAGAAUAUUCAAGCAAGGUUACCUCUCUGAGCCUGAGGUGAUAACCAAUGAAGUCAUCAUUUCCUAUGAGGGAGAGCACACCGUCAUCAACCAGGAUAAUCUCAAGGUGGAUCAAGCGGAUAUUCUUCCUACAGAAAUGGUGUUCACCAUUAAAGAGCCUCCUCGUCUCGGACAUGUGGUCAAGCUGACAAACAGCUCGGACGGCACAGCCUCGCCCGUCCUCGACUACAUUCACUCCUUCACCCAAGAGGACAUUGAUCAGGGACGCAUUCUCUAUGUGUCUGCAUCCAUCCAGGGCAAUGACGCCUUCACAGUUGAUGUCAGUAAUGGUUUUACUUCAGUGGAGGACCUGCACCUAUCUGUGAACAUCGUGCCCCAACUCAUCCCUGUCCAGACCUUCAACUUUACAGUGAAGGAAGGCCUCAGCAGGCAAAUAAACGCAGAGAUUAUUAACAUCUCGCAUCCCUUCUACAGCUUAGCAAACAUCGACUUUGUUGUGGAAGAGCCACCACAGCACGGGGACAUCCGUUACCUGGAUGGAGACGAACUUUCUUACUUUACAUGGGAAGAGAUGAAACUUGGACACAUCUACUACAUGCAUGACAGCACUGAGAGCACAGAGGACACUUUUACACUCGCUGCCUCGGCUUAUGAGAUUGAGCGCCGGAGCCUCCCUGUCACCAUCUCAGUGACUGUCAUACCAGUCAACGAUGAGCCGCCCAAACUGACACGUAACACGGGACUGGAGGUUCUGGCUGGUGAGGAAGCUGAUAUCACCUCCAGCAUGCUGAACACUGAGGACGCCGAUACACCCGCAGAGGAACUGGUUUACAACGUUGAGCUGCCAACCCAUGGGAUGGUGGCGUUGAAACAGGCGCCCGAGGAGGGACUCUUAAAUUUCACACAGGUCCACAUAAACAAAGGGGAGGUCAUCUUCAUUCACGAGGGUGAAGAGUCUGGCGGCUUCAGCUUCACGGUGACAGACGGAGAGCACACGUCUCCUCUCUACCAAUUUGUGGUCACAGCCAGGCCUCUCACCAUCACCAUGGUAACGCAGGCAGAGCUCAUGGUGUUUCCAGGAACAAGGCAGUCAAUAACAAGUGCCAAUCUGGGGGCUGUAACCAAUGAGGAUGGGAAUGAGAUAAGCUACUCUCUUGUCCGCCCACCUCGUUUGGGACGACUCAUCCUGGCCAAUGACAGGAACCAAUACGAAGAAAUUAGCCGCUUCUCACAAACACAGCUGGAGUCGGGAGCGGUCUACUAUGAGCACCAGAUACCUGAGGAGCCUUUUUGGGUGGUGAGGGACUCCAUUGAUCUCACUCUGUCAUCCCAACCAGCCCCAGACGUCCGUCACAUCCUGCCCAUCACUAUCUCUUACUAUUCUGCUCACAGCAACAUCUCCUCACAGCUGUGGAAAAACAAAGGUUUGGAUAUUGUACAAGGCCAAAGGAAAACCAUUGACGACUCAAUUAUUGACGCCUCCAACUUGUUGUCUAUCAUACCCGAAGAUAAGCGAGGUGAUGUGGAUGUGGUUUUUCAGAUUAAGCGUUUCCCCGACCACGGUCGUAUAACCUUGGGGGGUCAGGACCUGCCCCGUAAUGCCCCAUCCUUCAUGCAGGAAGAUGUAGCUCAAGGAAAGCUGGAGUAUCUCCAUGAUGACUCAGGGGCUUCCUUCGACAGCUUCUCUUUCAGAGCCCGUCUAAAGUCUGAGAGUGACAGUAUUGCCUCACCUGCGGAAUCUGUGGUCCUGGAGGAGAUAUUUAACAUCGCAAUCAAACGGCGGGGCUCUGACUCCCCUGAACUAGUCACUAUAGACAUGCUCUUGGAGGUUCUUCAAGGCUCAUUGACCGUUUUGACCCAGAAGCAUCUAAACACUCAAGACGAGGACAGUCCUCCAGAUGAGGUGCACUUCAAAGUGACCAAAGCCCCAAGCAACGGUCGACUGGUUGACUCACUCACAAUGGACCCCAUCUCUGAGUUCACACAGGAGAUGGUCAAUCGUGGGCAGGUGGGCUUCGUCAGCGAUGGCAGCCUUGCCGAAGGCUUUAUGGAAUUCAUCGUGUCAGAUGGAGAACACCAAACAGAGCCACACACGCUGCACGUCGGCAUCCUAGCUCGCACCCUGAUUCUUGACAAAGCCCCUGAGAUCAAGGUGAAGCAAGGCGAUGAUGAGACACUGGUGUCUGAGGAGAUGUUGAAGGCCACUACCGGGGGCCCUGUUGAGGAGGACAUCCUUUACAAGAUCACAAGUGUACCUAAGUAUGCAGCUGUCAUGGUAGACCGGCAGCCUACAUCCGCCUUCACCCAGAAACAGAUCAAAGAAGGCAGAGUCAGUGUCCGCUUUGUCAAGUCCACUUCACCUCGAGACAGCGUUGCUUUUGUAGCCCGUAGCAGGGCUGCUAAUGUCUCCUCUGUCCUCAACAUCACCGUCCAGCCUCUGGCCAACAUUGCCCAGGAUCCUCUUUUACCCCGAGGCGCACUUGUCCAACUGGACAGGAAGCUUUUGGAUGCAACUCCCCUGGCAAACAAGACCAGAACCUCCCCCACGUUCACUGUCAUCCAACAGCCCCAGGGGGCUCGUUUUGUGAGGUCUGGAGGUCCUGGUGCAGGUCAGCCAGUGGACACAUUCAGCCAAAAGGAGCUAGAUGAGGGCCGUGUUGCUAUGGAAAUCCUAAAUAGCGCUUCUGGAUCACAAGGUAGUGUCAGUCAGGACGAGGCCCGUUUCCUGCUCAAAGCCCAUGGGGUUCCUCCUGCAGAAUGUGUGCUAUCUUUCCAGACGGGCCCCUACAAUGCCUCUGGGGUCUACCCUGCCACUCUGUUGAGGAUUCCCUCAGAAGUCCCAUCAAAGGACAGUAAUGACCUCCCUGAUGUGGCUGGAUCCCCUCGUUCCACUCCACCUAGCCCCCGCUGGAAGGGCAACAUGGACUGGCCCAACGGAGAUGCCCCCACCACAAUAUCUUCUGGCUCUAGCUCCGAGGGUAAACCACAUGUUUCCCGGCAAAACAACUUCUGGUCAAUUCUCAUCCCCAUCCUGGUAAUCCUUCUCCUCUUGCUGCUGGCAGCCAUCUUGGCCUACUACCUGAUACGUAAGAACAAGACAGGCAAGCACGACGUCCAGACGGCAGCUUCCAAGCCCAAAAACGGAGAGGUGGCCACCAGCGCAGAAACCUUUCGCAAAACUGACCCAGCCAAUAAUAUCCCAAUGUCCAGCAUGGACUCCAAAGACGCAGACCCGGAGUUGUUGCAGCACUGUCGGACAACGAACCCGGCCUUAAAAAAGAACCAGUACUGGGUCUGAGACACUUUGAGAUAAGACACAGAGGGAGGUGGAUCCUUAAGUGUUUGGAAGUCUCCUCAAAUCAUUCCUCUCAGUAUUAAAGACCUCUUGCCACACCAGUUUGAAUGAAAAUUAUUUUUUGACACCAUUGGUUAUAUACUUAUCUCAACAUAACUGUGGGCAAAUUCUCAGGCAAUGAAACACUGAAUACUUAUUGGCAAAUAAAGAGGCAGUUUCUUAUCUAAGGAGGCUCAGGCCAUGUCUAUUUAUUGUAGUUGUAUCAUUCCUCUUUGUCAAAGGGCACAAAUGAAGACAUAAACAUGCCAUGUGUUUGCAAAAGUAUCUUGGGUGUGCUCUGUCAUUGUAUUCCAUAUGAUAUCAUAGGCCAAUAGUAUUGAAUUGAUAGAAGAUAGGUGAUUGAAAGUCUUUGUGAUGGUUUGAUUUUAGUUGAAGGUUCACCAGGAAAGUUGAUAAGCCUUGUACAUAGCUAAUGAGGUAAAUAUAUGCUGUAUUAUCGAGAAGAUGAAAAAACUGCCUCUUUGUGUUUGCUCUCUUUUAUUUCAAUGUGUUUGAGGUACCAUUGUAUUAUGUUUCUCAGGGCUAAAUUCAGUUUAAAGGAAUAGUACAACAUUUUAGAAAAUAUGUGAAUUCAGCUAUAUUAAAAGAUUGAGACCACUCUCAUAUGUGUCUGUUUAAACAUGAAGCUACAGCCAGGAGACGUUAGCUUAGCUAAAUCUAAUGACAAGGGGUUUCCAUCAUAAGAUAACAAAUAUCCACUUACUUCUUAUUUAACAUGUUAUAUCUCUGUUGUAUAAUCUGCACAAAAACAACAACAAGAAAAACAAAACAAAGAAGUUUUGGGGGGAUAACAUGCCAGACUAUUUCUUGGCUAGGCGCAGUGACUUCCUGAACCUAGCUAGCUUAAACAAGCUAGAUGUUUAGCCUGUUUGCAUCUUUAUGCUAUGCUAAGUUAACGUUCUCUUGGCUGUGGCUCUCUAUCGGACAGAUAUGAGAGUGGUAUCAACCUUCUCAUCUAGCUCUUAGUAAAAGAGCAAAUAAGCUUAUUUCCCAAAAUAUCAAACUAUUACUUUAAUGCUAUCACACAAUAUCGUUUUUAGGAGUUUUACUUUUGUCUGGAAAGAAGAUGGUUUAAUACUAAAAACUGUUUAAAAUUAAAAACUUGUUGCAACAACUUGCACAGGUUAGAUUGAAUUUAGCUCAGAGUUAUGUCAUCAUCUGUCACAUGUUAUUACUUCUGCAUGCUUCCGUAGUGCUUGUAAAUAUUCACUGGACUGGCACAGCACUGACCGCAAAACUACACGGUACACAAUUUGAAGACCGCAGGCAGGAGGUUAUUUUGGAAGCAUUGGUCUUAAACACAUCCGUAAUGGCUGACAGGCAGGGAUGAGGUCAUCUCAUACUGGGAUGUUUCCAGUUUCCAAGUCUGCAAUUAAGAAUUCAUAACAACUGGUUGGUGCUGGGAUGGGAUAAUGAAUACAUUGCUCCACUGUUUAGGUUACAUUGAUGAAGAAAAGGAAGACAUGGACAGAGUUUGUUUUUUAAGUCUUCACAGCUAUUUUUGAUUUUAAGCAUUCCAUAUGUGUAAGCUAGACUGUCGUAUAUUAAAAUCCUGAGAUUUCUUUUUUUUACUCUUUAGACUUAUUUUGUACGUUAAAGCUAAGAAGAGCAUUACUGUAAAUCAUACUGCUUUUGUUCCUCGUUAGACGUCUUUAUUGUCACUCUGACCUGUGACGGUUAUCUGUCUGUUGAAUGUUGAAUGAAGUACGUAACGUGAAGAAAAGUGUAUUGCGACUACGGUGAAGUGGAAAGUGUACGAUGAGAAAAUCAUAUAACUUCUUUUGAUCCACUAAAAGAAAAAAAAAGAUUCAACAUUUAUUUUUUGACUUUGCUGUACAUUUCUUUUCUCAUACUGUAUGCCGAUGACACCUUGUUCUUUGUUAGUCAUGUACUGAAUAUACAAUAAUUUUCUUUGCAGUAUUCAUCGUCUAUUGAUCUUCUAUUUUUGUAGUGUUAUGCAAAAUGUAGGUAGAGAUUUUACAGACAGCACAGAGCUCAGGAAGUGACGUGUGUUCAGGAGACUGUGUAUUUCCAGUGACAUCUCUUUACAGAUAGUUGAAAUAAAAGUAUUGGUUCCUACUUCAGAACAUCACAUCUUACCAGUUUUAUGUGUAAAUAUUUGGUUCUUAAGUAAGAUUUAUGGCUUGAUUAACGUCUCAAAAUAUAUAUUUAGUGUAUAUCAUGUUUUGCGUCGAAGUUAUAUGCACAUGUAACUACAUUUAAUUGGAUUGAUCAACUACAAAUUACACCUGUGUCUCUGUGUGCGCGUGUGUGUGCGUGUGUGCGCGUGUGUGUGCGCGUGUGUGUGCGCGUGUGUGUGUGUGUGUGUGUGUGUGUGUGUGCCCAUCACUCCACUCUGUCACUCUUUUGUUUGUCUUCCUUACAGAAAGGCUGAGAUCAUGGCAGAGUUUCAUCACCACCCCUUAUGUUUCAUUAUUUAUUAUUUCUGUCCAUCCCUAUACAUCUAUUCAUACUCAAGUUAUGUGCUUUGUCAGAGAUUAAACUGUAAUCUGUAAACUGCAGGUACCUUUAAAAAUAAUAAUAAUUCAAAGCAAUGUUUAGAUUCUUGAACAAGAGAAAUGUCUAUUGCUGCAGAAUGCCUCGGAGCUUGUUCUCGGCACUAAUUGAAAUAAAAACGUUCAUGCAACAAAACCCGCGUUAAUUGUUUUCAAUCAGUGACUUUCUUGUUCUAAUCA